GCCACAUCCCACUUUCCAAUCUGCCUGUGCGUGUGCGGCGGAAUUUUGGCAGGCUAAUUCUGAAAAUACUGCGGGCCUGAUGACUGUUCUUUGAGCUCAACUUCGCCCUCCCGCAUUCGACCAAGAGCACGGCUUUCCGAACCCACCAAAAGCCUAGCACUGCUAUAUCCAUUUCUUCGAGCCGGAGAGACGCAAUCUCGCACUUUUGCACCCUCGACUUCAUAGCAGGCAUAAUACACCUUCCGGCGCACCUGCGCGAAACCAGCGAAAUCACACCCUCAUCCCACUUUGCCCCGCCUGGGAACGGCACCCCCCCGUCAAGAUGUCGUUCUCAAACUGCCGGUUUUACGAGGAGAAAUACCCCGAGAUUGACUCCUUCGUGAUGGUGAAUGUGAAGCAGAUUGCCGAUAUGGGUGCCUAUGUCAAGCUCCUGGAGUACGACAACAUCGACGGCAUGAUUCUUCUUUCCGAGCUUUCGCGGCGUCGUAUCAGAAGUAUUCAAAAGCUUAUCCGUGUUGGCCGCAACGAAGUCGUCGUCGUCCUCCGUGUCGAUAAGGAGAAAGGAUAUAUCGAUCUCUCCAAGCGCCGCGUGUCCCCCGAGGAUAUCGUUCGCUGCGAGGAGCGGUAUAACAAGAGCAAGAUUGUGCACUCCAUCAUGAGGCACGUCGCCGAGAAGACGCAGACUCCGAUCGAGAGGCUUUACGAGACAAUAGGAUGGCCGCUGAACAAGAAAUACGGCCACUCCCUUGAUGCCUUCAAGCUCUCAAUAACCAAUCCUGAUAUCUGGACCGACAUCACGUUCCCGAGCGAAGCUGUUGAGCAGGAGCUCAAGUCGUACAUUGGCAGGAAGCUCACCCCGCAGCCAACCAAGGUCCGCGCCGAUAUCGAGGUUACUUGCUUCAGCUACGAGGGCAUCGACGCCAUCAAGGCCGCUCUUCGCACCGCCGAGGCUCGCAACACCGCCGAGACUCAAGUCAAGUGCCGGCUAGUUUCUCCUCCUCUCUAUGUCCUAACCAAUACCUGCCUUGAUAAGAAUGCGGGUAUUGCGCGACUAGAGGAAGCCAUUGACGACGUCCGCAAGUCCAUUGAGGCGGCCGGCGGCCACCUCGUCGUCAAGAUGGCACCCAAGGCGGUUACCGAGUCGGAUGAUGCAGAGCUUCAGGCUCUGAUGGAGAAGCGUGAGCGCGAAAACGCCGAGGUCAGCGGCGACGAGAGCGUCAGCGAGAGCGACGACAACAUUCCCGAAACGGUUUAGGGACCUAGCGUAUUGCGGGGGAUAGGCUGGUAGGGAGGUUGAAUUGGCACCGUCACCUUGAGGGUUGGGGAUAUACCUCGAAACGGCGAAGGAAAAGGGGGG
This is a messenger RNA of Thermothelomyces thermophilus ATCC 42464, 1357 nucleotides long. RefSeq lists its product as uncharacterized. Bases 323 to 1255 code for a protein of 310 amino acids. Gene Ontology annotation, molecular function: ribosome binding; RNA binding; translation initiation factor activity. The transcript is spliced from 5 exons. The record is from RefSeq and is a predicted model, not a curated record. Gene Ontology annotation, cellular component: multi-eIF complex; eukaryotic 48S preinitiation complex; eukaryotic translation initiation factor 2 complex. Lineage: Eukaryota; Fungi; Ascomycota; Sordariomycetes; Sordariales; Chaetomiaceae.